AUGACGAAAAUCGAAGAGGGCAUCUUUGAAAAGCUUUGCUCCAGUGUUCGCCAACGUGGCAUGAGCCGUUUCAUCUCACACGAAGCAAUAGCGAAAGGUGUGUUUAACACUGGAUGGACCUCCGGGCUGUUGGGUUGCGAAGCGUGGCGGGAUGAGUUCACAAAUCUAAGGGAUGGCAAGCUUGUUGGGCUUUUUGUGGAGCGCGUCAUCGGAGAUUGGGACAAAACUCCGAGUCAGCUUCGCAAAUCGCUGGUGUACAAGGAAGCUGUGACCCUCCAUCAGGCCACCGCUGCCUUCCUGCAUUUCCUGUCGGUCUUGAGGCGAGGGUUUCCGGCCAGAGAGUUCAGUGAGGCCGAGGCAUCUUUGCUGCAGCAAUUCAAGCAGGGUUUUUUAGAUCCUGAUCUCCUUCAUGCAGUGAGCGGCCAAGUUCCUCCGGGUGAUGUUCGCUCGGUCGGAGCUUUCAGGCCAUACAUCUCCAAGAUGGAAACCACAGCCCGCGCAGAGAAGGAGGCCAAGGAUGCCCAGCUUGCCGCGAACGUGCGUCAGGCUGACUUGCAGCAGUUGAUGGCCAAGCUGGAGGCCGACUUUGAACUUUUGCAGAGUUUGAAGCCUGAUGAAGAUUCGGAAGCCCAAGAGCAUGCCAAAGACAUGAAGUAUUUGCGCGAUCGUCAACAGCAGGGUGAUGCGUACGUGGACGAUUGGAUGAAAGCCAAUUGUUGCCUUUCACAAACAGAUCCCACCAUGGAAGGCAUUGUGACCAAGUUCUUGGGUUGGAGGGAACAAUUUCGCGGUCAGGGAGAAGAGUUUAUAGUUUGCUCUUUGGAUUUCACGGUCUUCCCGGCCAACGCCACCUAUGUGGGCACCGCCUUGAAGUCGUUUGCUUCCUUGCUUUCGAUGUCUUCGACCGCUUUGGGCUUUGUCAUGUACCCCACGUGGCAAAGUCAGACUUCCGAGUCAGCUUUGGUGAAGCACAGGCAGAUGUUGGACAGUGCCUUUCUGAAAGCAGGCCUUUCUAUGAAGAACUAUGUGCAGAUCCUCUACACGAAGCCUGACUCCAACGCAAGAGAUGGGAGAGCUCUUGCGCAGCUUGGGCUUGCCACGUUCCACACCCAUUUUGACAGCAAUGCAUGGUCUUCCUGCAAGCCUUUGCGCGAAGGCACUGUUGGACCAUGCCCUUUGGCCAGAAUCAUGGAUUUCAUUGGGUACGACCAGGACGUCAGCAAGCCCGGUGCUUCGGCCAGGGUCGAGCAGAAAGGGGUGCCGUGUUAUGAUGCCAUCAUUUCUUCCCUACUGGAGGGCAUGAGGUUCCAGGACUCAGACAACAUCCUUUUUGUUGAUUUGGUGCCAAACCGGUUUUGCGAGUUCGGACGUGCGUGUUUGAAACGCGCACUGACUGGUUCUGGCCGCAAUCUGCGGUACUUUGGCUGCACGUUGGAAGAGUUCCAGACGAACAGCUCUGCCCUCAGGAACAUGACUUACAAGGAGUGGGACGGCAAUCCGGAGAAGAGUCCACCCAAAACGCGUGUCAGGGACAACGGUGGUCCAACUUCACAGCCUCCAGCCCUUGAGAUCCUGGCUUGGUCGGACAAUGCUCCAAGGUUUCCUGAUGUACUUUUGGCCAGAUUCCCGCAAGGCACGGUCGAGAACCACAAAAUCAUGGAGAUGCAUGAGAAGUUCAAGGAACAUUUUCCAGAGUCUUCACAGCCGGCGCCCGUUGAUCCACAAGGCGGCAGAGUCGGUGGAUUGUGUGACUACACCGUGGAUGGCGGGAAGCAACCGCUUGAUCCUGACCGAGACAUUGACCUUUGUUUCGUGCAAGCCUCUGAGCUUCCCGAAUCGAGGAAGGCCGAAUGUCCUGCCAUUGGCAAGAAGCCUGCCAUCAUCAUUGCAAGUGAUUUCAGCAUUUGGAUCGGCAACACUUCCGAUGCCCAUCUGGAUCUGAAGAGCAUUGAGCUGUUUGGGUUUGGCCGUGGUGUGUUCGAGGAAAAAAUUAUUUGCAACUCGGUUGAUUUUUGCCGCUUUUGCGUUCAGCGUCCAAUGGUCUUAAUACAUUAA
Messenger RNA from Cladocopium goreaui, 2055 nucleotides. The record is from the annotation of a GenBank genome assembly. NCBI's taxonomy places the organism in Eukaryota, Dinophyceae, Suessiales, Symbiodiniaceae.